AGUGUUAUAUCAUGGUCGUUACGACUUGACGAGUUUAAACGAAUAACGAUAUAGUCAUAUAGACUACAACUACAUAGUCGUAGAAAAAGAUAAUUACUGUGCUUAACUCGAAUUGUUGUCAAUUUCAAAUAGCUUGUAUUUGCAUUUGUAUUGUUAAUGUUGUUUAUAGUGCUUGGUGUAUAAAAUAAUUCUCAGGUGUUUCAAAUUUUGAUAACGAAAGUCGGAUGUACUGUAGCUUUGUCGUAUGGAUUGUUAACGGUUAAUCUUAAGUUUCUUAGUCCGUGUAUUUAAUAUCAAUAACUUUUUAUUUUCAUUGAUUUAACGUACACAAAAUUUACGAUUUAAUAUGUGUUCUUUGAGAGAUUUUCCUGAACUACGGGAUUGUAGUCUCACAGAUAAGACCGCAUCCAUGCCAUUUGUCAUUAAAAGAAUAAAACCUGAGGAAAUUGGUUACCCAAAUAUUGUGGUGCAAUUGAAAGGAGAUCAAAAUCCUGAACCUUUAUUUUUACCAACGUCAGGACUAACAACAUUACAACAAAUUUUAAGUAAAUUUGCUGAGGAAAAUUUUUGGUCUGCUUGUGACGAACUAACAAAAUAUUUUAAGAGAAAUCCAAGUAAUCUAUCAGUUCUUAUGUAUCCAUUAGGACUAUUUAUGAAAUUUUCUCCUCGUGCAAGUUUGAAGGGUCCUGAAAACUUGGUGUUAACAGAUAUAAGUAGAACAAAAUUGUGGUCGUCUAGUGUAGUGCGUUGUAUGUCAUGGCACCCACAGAUAACUAAACUUGCUAUUGUUUCUUCCCAUGAUAUUGUUCAUGUGUACAAUCAAAAAGGUACUGAAGCAAAAGUAAAAUCAAAAUCUCAAAGGGCCAUUUUAUCAUUAGCUUGGAGACCACUAAGUAUUGGUACUUUAGCAGUUGGAUGUGAAAAAGGAAUUUUCAUUUGGACAGUUGAGUUUAGUAACUUAAGUGUAAGACCAACUGUAAAUAAUGUUUGCAAAUUUAUCAAAGAUGACCAUAGAUAUAUUACUGGAUUAUCAUGGAAUAAAAUGGGUGAUCUUUUGAUAUCCAGUGCAGUAACAUCUAAAACAAUGUAUAUUUGGAAUUAUCCUUUAGAAACCUGUGUUCCAUUACGUAGAAUUACUUCUGACACAUUAAAUUUUGUACAUUGGUCGCCUGAUAAUACUAAAGUUUUUUCCUGUUCUACUAAUGAAACAUUUAGAAUUUGGUCCACAGAUAAAUGGACUUCAGAUAAGUGGUCUUUGAAUAACCGAUCUAGAGUACAAUGUGCUUGUUGGUCACCUUGCAGUUCAAUUUUGUUAUUUGCAACCGAUUCAUGCUCGAUUAUAAAUGCUAUUGAUUUUCGAAAAUCAGAUGUCUUCAAUGGAUCAAGAAAUUAUAAAAAAGUUGCUUGGCCUAUAAUUGAUAUCAAAAGUGAAUGUAUAAAUGAUAAAGUAAUUGGAGGAACACUUUCUGACAUGUGCUGGGAUCAGAAUGCUCAACGCUUAGCUAUAACUUUUAAAAAUAGUGGAUCUCUAGUUGUAUUUCAAACUGCCAUAAGUGAAGCUGUUGUUGAUUGUAUUCCAUUUUGUAUUAUUCAAGGGCGGCUUGAUGAAGAACCUUCUACGAUUGCAUUUAAACCAACUUACAAACAAGGGUCUUUGUUAACAAUUGGUUGGUCGAAUGGGAAUAUUGAAUAUGUGCCAUUUGAAUACACUUGUAAGUCAAAAAAUGAUCCUGAAAUGUUUAGAACAACUUGGUUUAGUGGUGACAACAAUAAGAGUAUGUCUGGCCGAGCUAGUAUGUCAACUACAACUAAUUCAUUGAUUGAAUAUUUGUUAAACUAAAUUUAAAUUUUUGGUUUCUUUUCUUAAUAUUUGUAUUUUAAAUCUCAAGUUUAAUAGAAGAUUAAAAGAUAUUAAUUAUAAUAAAAUUUCAAUGUUGAUAAAAUAUUAAAUACUAACCAUUUUAUUGUAUAUAUUGAAAUUUAAUUUGACAAAACUUAUGUUAUAAUUAUACUGAGUGGAUGAUAGAAAUCUAUUUAUUUUUAUUGAUACGAAUUAAAACUAAUUAUUCUAUUCAACAUUAACCAGUGAAACAUGAUUUACUUAUUUGGAGCAGUAUAAUUUAUUAUUUAAUAUGUUAGAAAAUGUUCAAAAGUCUAUUUUAGUAUUUUAUUAGUAUUUUAAUAUGUGCACAUGUACAUAUGAAUCAUUUUUCGUAUAUAAUGAUACUUAUCAUUGGAUUCAAAUUUAAUAUUCCUAUAAUAUAUAAUAGUGACCCACACGGCACCUAAUUUACAGCAGAGCGGUACCCACUUACCCGCUUUUUUCGAUUAUGAAUUCAAGAAAAAUUGUAUUUGUGAGGCAGUUAAAGUAUUUUAAAUGGAUUAGUAAUAUGAAAUGAAUAUGCAAUACCUAUAUUCACCGCCAUUGACUUAAUACAUUUAAUUUUUUGUAGAAAAGAAAAGUAAUGAAGGUUUAUUUAGUACAUUUUGUAAGAAUUGACUGAAAAAUGUAAAAUUUCUAUUAAGAUUUUAGGGUCCAGAAAUCUACAGUACUCAUUAUAUAGAUACAUUUUAAUGAAAUUCUUGAUUUUGCAGAAAUUUUUGAUUUAAAAAUUAAAAAUUAAAAAUGUUAUACGCCUUAGAAGAAUAUUUUGCUAAAUUAUUAACUGAUUUUUAUUAAUUUUAUGUGGAAGAAAAUAAUGGUAUUCAAUAGUUUAGUAAUACCUUUUACAAAUUAUGAGAACAUCAGCACUGGCAAUAUUAAUUGCAACAUUAUUUAUGAUGUUUUAUAAAAAUAUUCAGAAAUAUUCUAAAAUGAACUAAUGUUGCUACUAUCCACAUGUAAUUAUUAGCUAAGUUUUUGGUUGUGCUAUUUUUUUCUUUGUAUUGAAAUUACAAAGUAACACAGUCUUCUUAAUUGACAUUUCACAUUAAUAUUGUUAAUGUCAUUAAAGCCACAAAUAAGUCUCAGAGCCCAGCCAGAGGCAUACAUAGUUUAAUAAUUUAUAGUAGACUAUUUUCUUUUAACUUAAUAGUUAA
This is a messenger RNA of Aphis gossypii (cotton aphid), 3039 nucleotides long. RefSeq names its product aladin-like. Gene Ontology annotation, biological process: nucleocytoplasmic transport. Gene Ontology annotation, molecular function: protein binding. The record is from RefSeq and is a predicted model, not a curated record. Lineage: Eukaryota; Metazoa; Arthropoda; Insecta; Hemiptera; Aphididae. Gene Ontology annotation, cellular component: nuclear pore. The transcript has 10 exons. The coding region runs from base 347 to 1840 and encodes 497 amino acids.